AUGUUCCCAAGAGUGGCCUGGGUCCACAGAGGCCUGCUCCGUUCCUGUGCUAGGCUCCCUGUGUGCAUGAGCAGCAGUGGGAUAGGCCAAAAAGGCAUCCUAGCCAAUCAGGUGGCCGUGGUCACGGGGUCCACUGAUGGGAUCGGCUUCGCCAUUGCCCGGCGCCUGGCCCAGGACGGGGCCCGCGUGGUGAUCAGCAGCCGGAAGCAGCAGAACGUGGACCGGGCAGUGGCGGCGCUGCAGGGAGAAGGGCUGAGUGUGGUGGGCACUGUCUGCCACGUGGGGAAGGCUGAGGACCGGGAGCGGCUGGUGACCAUGGUCCUGGAGCACUGUGGGGGUCUUGACUUCCUGGUGUGCAAUGCAGGCGUCAACCCGCUGGUGGGAAGCACCUUGGGGGCCAGUGAGCAGGUGUGGGACAAGAUCCUGGAAGUGAAUGUGAAGGCCCCGGCCCUGAUGUUGAGCCAGCUGCUGCCGCACAUGGAGAAGAGAGGGAAGGGGGUGGUCAUCCUGGUCUCCUCCAUUGCAGCGUAUAUACCAAGCGUGGAGCUAGGUCCCUACAAUGUCAGUAAGACGGCCCUGCUGGGCCUCACCAGGACACUGUCAUUGGAGUUGGCCCCCAAGGGCAUUCGGGUGAACUGCCUGGUUCCAGGAGUGAUCGAGACUGACUUCAGCAAAGUGAUAUACAAGAAUGAGGCUUUCUGGAACAUCGUCAAGGAAAAUUACAAGCUGCAGAGGAUUGGGCAGCCUGAGGACUGUGCAGGACUUGUGUCCUUCCUGUGCUCUCCGGACGCCAGCUACAUCACCGGCGAGAGCAUCUCGGUGGCUGGCUUCUCCCCUCAUCUCUGAUGGAGCGAAGGGGGUCUGGGCCUAGGAGCCUGGGGGUCACUAAGGUCUGAAGGUCGCCAGACAAUGACGCCAGGGGCUUGUUUGUGCCAGGCUCAAGGAAGGACCCCCAGUAUUCUUAUCUGCAUGACUGUUGUUAAUUUAGCUUCUGUGAUUCAACCAACAUGUGGGCUCUUGGUGUGGGGCUAUAAGCCAAUGAAGUUCAUGAGGCUGACACUUCCAAGGGAUCAUAAGGGAAAGGAGCAGAGACUCAGGCCCCUGACAUCUCCUGGCUUCUUAUUCGUCCUCUUGUGCUUUAAACAUUUCUUUCCUAA
Suricata suricatta (meerkat) is the source of this 1157-nucleotide messenger RNA. RefSeq names its product dehydrogenase/reductase 2 (gene DHRS2). NCBI's taxonomy places the organism in Eukaryota, Metazoa, Chordata, Mammalia, Carnivora, Herpestidae. Bases 1 to 846 code for a protein of 281 amino acids. Gene Ontology annotation, molecular function: carbonyl reductase (NADPH) activity. The transcript has 8 exons. The record is from RefSeq and is a predicted model, not a curated record.